Molecule: messenger RNA, 576 nt
Organism: Colossoma macropomum (tambaqui)
Lineage: Eukaryota; Metazoa; Chordata; Actinopteri; Characiformes; Serrasalmidae
Product: C-X-C motif chemokine 11-1-like
Exons: 4
Coding region: 43-327 (94 amino acids)
Biological process (GO): cellular response to lipopolysaccharide; inflammatory response; chemokine-mediated signaling pathway
Cellular component (GO): extracellular region
Molecular function (GO): chemokine activity; CXCR chemokine receptor binding
Source: RefSeq, a predicted model, not a curated record
ACCGUCUCUGAACCUGACCAGAUCUUCAAGACUGAUACUGAGAUGAAGACAGUUGCAGCUUUGGCUCUCAUCUGUCUGCUUGUGGUCGACAUCAGGGGACAGGCAAGAGAGCCCAGAGGAAGGUGUUUAUGUGCUGAUGGUGGCCUCAAAAUGCUUCGUCUAAAUCGGGUGGAGAAGCUCGAAAUUUUGCCUGCAAGCCCCUCCUGUGGAAAACAAGAGAUCAUUGCCACAAUGAAGGACAGAGCAGGGAAGAAAUGCUUAAACCCAGAGUCCAACUUUGUCCAGGAGCUCAUCAAGAAGAUGAUGGAAACCAGGCGCUCACAGUAGAGAACUGUUUCUGCUCCAGUUUCACUCCAGAGACGCCCUGAGGACAACAGAGAGAAGCUGUUCAUCAGCCAUGGACUUUCACUGCGCUGAUAUUUUCAAACUAACUGAGAUUGAUCGUCCUUCUUUUUCAAUGCAAAUAAUUUUGCUGCUUUUAAAGUAUGGAGUUUUCUGUACUUUUUACUUUUGUCUGUUUCACCAAUGAACAUGUUGAGAAUAGUUGGCAUCAUUGAGACAUGACUUCAAUAAAAA